AUGUUGGCCUCGGCGCGUCGCAACGGUGCGGAGAAGCCUGCCUCCCACUUCAAGCUCAACUCUGGUGCCUCGAUCCCGUCCGUGGGUCUCGGCACGUGGCAGUCGCCCAAGGGCGAGGUGCGCGACGCCGUGUGCCACGCGCUCAAGUCGGGCUACCGCCACAUCGACUGCGCCUGGGGCUACCAGAACGAGGACGAGGUCGGUGAGGGCAUCCGUCUCUCGGGCGUCCCCCGCGAAGACAUCUGGAUCACCUCCAAGCUCUUCGAGUUCCACCACAACCACGUCCGCCAGGCAGUCCAGGACACCCUCGACAAGCUCGGCGUAAAGUACCUCGACCUCUACCUCAUGCACUGGAACAUCGCCUUUGUCCCCGAGGACGUGCCCGCCGGUCAGCUCCCCCGCGACUCCAAGAAGGACCCCAAGACCGGAAAGCACCUCCUCGACCUCGAGACCACCGAGAACUUUGUCGGCGUCUGGAAGGAGCUCGAGAAGCUCGUCGACGAGGGCAUCGUCAAGAACAUUGGUAUCUCCAACUUCUCCAUCCGCCGAACCAAGGAGCUGCUCAAGUCGUGCCGCAUCAAGCCCGUCGUCAACCAGGUCGAGCUCAGCUUCACCUUCCCCCAGCCCGAGCUCGUCGCCUGGCUCAAGAAGAACGACAUCCUCCCCCAGGCCUACUCCCCCCUCGGCUCCACCGGUGCCAGCCAGGCUUCGCUCAGCGUCGUCGACGAGAUCGCCAAGAAGCACGGCGUUCAGGGUGCCAACGUGCUCAUCUCGUGGCAGGUCGCCAGGGGCUGCAACCCCCUCCCCAAGUCCGUCACCCCGGCGCGCAUCGAGAACAACAUCAAGCUCAUCGACCUCUCGGCUGAGGAGCUCGACCAGCUCGAGAAGGGCGCGCUCGCCCAGACGCCCAAGAAGGUCUGCGACCAGUCCGACCUCGUCGUCCCCGCCUACGACAUCUUUGAGGCCGACCACCCCACCAACAACGACAAGGUCCAGGCCGCCCAGGCCUAA
Molecule: messenger RNA, 1011 nt
Organism: Moesziomyces aphidis
Lineage: Eukaryota; Fungi; Basidiomycota; Ustilaginomycetes; Ustilaginales; Ustilaginaceae
Source: the annotation of a GenBank genome assembly